UUGACAGGGUAUAAAAUGGCUAAUGCAAGACGAACGAGAGAGAGAGAGAGCUUCCAGUUCCACCAAAGCUGUAACAGGUUAGUUUGCACAAUGGGCCCAAUGAUUGCGUAUCUUGGUUUAUCUGUUACGAUGCUUUCACUGGCAGUUAAUUGCCACUCGGAUCGCUGUCUGGUAGGAAACAAUCACAAGACGCUGCCCAGUCCCGAGCCAGGCAUGCAAGCCUGUACAAAAUAUUCCCAAUCUUCAUGCUGCUAUGCUAACUAUACACAACAACUGAAUGUGUCUCCGUUGAUCAAGGUGAAUAACAUGUACUGGAACACAUGCGGCCAACUCAGCCCACAAUGUGAGCAGUACUUAAAAAAUGUGGAUUGCUUCUAUCACUGUUCACCCCACGCCUUCCAUUGGGUCAAUCCCAAUAAUUCUUAUUCAAUUAUUGCUGUCCCGAUUUGUCGAAGCUACUGUGAUGACUGGUUUACAGCUUGUAAGAAUGACCGAACCUGUGCGAGAAACUGGAUUACUGAUUGGGAAUGGAAUGAGCAGGGCAACAGAUGCAAAAAUGAAUGUAUUCCAUUCCAUCAGAUGUUUAAGGAUGGAAAGGAUCUCUGUGAAAGCAUGUGGAGCCCAUCAUUCAACGUGAGCUCAUCAAACUGUCAUUGCCUGAUGUUGGAUGACAACAACGAUGACAUAAUUGAACACCUGUUGACCCACGAAAGAGGAACAGCGACUCCGGCACAAGAUGUGCACCAAGAUGUCGACCGCAGCCCUUUCUGUCAGCAGAGAUACAAAAAAAUGCAGAAAAAGAAGAUUAAGGCAAUGAAGCAAUCUUCGUAACGCGUUCCAAGCAGCUUGCCAGAAGCGAGCGAGUUACUUCAAAACAAGUUAACGUCGCAAUAAGGCGUGUUAAGGUCUAGAGAAUUAAUUUGCAACGCUGAUGUACUUAAUUUGACGCACAUCUGGGUUGAGAUACCACCUAUUAUUUCAAAGACCAAUCCGUACACAACUUUGUACCGUCAAUAAUUUUCGGUGUAUCUGAAUUAAGCCGUGCGACUCCGCUCACGUGAAAGGUGCUAUACAAAUGCAAGUUGCUGCCGUAAUUAAAAUUGAAGACAAGAA
Messenger RNA from Callorhinchus milii (elephant shark), 1113 nucleotides. RefSeq names its product riboflavin-binding protein-like. The record is from RefSeq and is a predicted model, not a curated record. The transcript has 7 exons. NCBI's taxonomy places the organism in Eukaryota, Metazoa, Chordata, Chondrichthyes, Chimaeriformes, Callorhinchidae. Bases 16 to 831 code for a protein of 271 amino acids. Gene Ontology annotation, cellular component: external side of plasma membrane. Gene Ontology annotation, molecular function: riboflavin transmembrane transporter activity; signaling receptor activity; riboflavin binding.